Molecule: messenger RNA, 575 nt
Organism: Rhizopus microsporus ATCC 52813
Lineage: Eukaryota; Fungi; Mucoromycota; Mucoromycetes; Mucorales; Rhizopodaceae
Exons: 1
Coding region: 16-549 (177 amino acids)
Biological process (GO): regulation of DNA-templated transcription
Source: RefSeq, a predicted model, not a curated record
GCAGCUGCUGUUUCAAUGAAUGGAAUGAUACCCACGACAACUACAUUUGCUCCACAAACGCAGCCUCAAAUGAUGUACGACUAUACCGUCCAGCCCACUGAGACAGUUCAUCCUGGUCAAUACCAAUUGAACGCCAAUCCAGUCCUGGUAGAUCCAGCUACAACCACAACGACUACCAGUGCAGAUAUGAUGGCUGCUGCUGCUGUCAUGAUGCCCUUUGAUUCCAUGUAUACCGCCACACUCCAACCCGGAUUAACCGCCGAUCCAGCCAUGAUGCCAGCCCCUGUUGAUUACAACCAAAACACACAACAGAGGACAAGACAGCUGAGCAACGCCAGCAGUGCCAGCUCCUCUGUGGAAAAAAUUUAUUCGUUUGUGGAAAUUCCUGGUACAAAUCAAAAAAAGCGACCCAGAAGGAGAUAUGAUGAAAUCGAACGACUAUACCAUUGCAAUUGGCCAGGAUGUACAAAGGCUUACGGCACACUGAACCAUUUAAAUGCACAUGUCAGCAUGCAAAAACAUGUAAGAAUGGUUUCAUCAUAUGUAUGAAUAUAUGCUUACUAACUUAUCUUAGG